This is a messenger RNA of Camponotus floridanus (Florida carpenter ant), 832 nucleotides long. RefSeq lists its product as uncharacterized. The coding region runs from base 33 to 764 and encodes 243 amino acids. The record is from RefSeq and is a predicted model, not a curated record. Lineage: Eukaryota; Metazoa; Arthropoda; Insecta; Hymenoptera; Formicidae. The transcript has 5 exons.
CAUAAUCGAAUCAGAUCAGCAGAAGCAACAAGAUGAUAUUCUACGCUCUUAUAUUCAGUAUUGUAACAUCUGUCUUGUGUAGGACGGAAGAACUUACACUUCCUGUGACUACUUGCAAACGGAAUUCAAUUGACUAUUCAACUUGUUUAAAAGUCGCAUUAGAAGAAUCAUGGCCACGAUUUCAAAAAGGACUUCCAGAAUUCGAUUUCCCACGUUUGGAACCACUUUUUUAUACAAACGGCAAAUUUGUAUUUAAUAGAAAUGGAAUAUCUGGAGAAGUAAACGUAAUAAAUGCUACUAUUUUUGGUUUAGCAAUUACUCGUUUCCUGGAUGUGAGGCCGCACUUUUUAGAUGAUGUUUUUCGUUUGGAAAUUGAUACACUAAUGCCGAAAGUAUUUAUUUAUUCUUACGUUAGCGGAGAGGCUAAUCUAGGCGAAAUACGAGGAUAUGGCGCUGGACAACUCGAUAUAAUAAUGAAUGGAAACAACGUAACAUGGGAUAUUACAGGACACAUAAAAAAUGAUACAUGGACUAUAGAACAUUUCCAAUAUAUUAUAACAAUUGGAAGAUUAAAGGUUCAGCUCAUUGAUUUCUUUGACGGCAAUAAAGAAUUAACUGAUGUUUUUGAAGCUUUUGUAAACAAACACUGGCCAUCGAUUUAUCCACAAUUAGCGCCAACAAUAUUAGAAGUAACGGACUCGUUGUUGACUGACUUAGCCAAUCGUCUUUUCUCGAAAGUUUCAUUCUCUAAAGUAUUCCCAUAAAAUUCAUAUAUUUGUUACAUGUUAAGAAAUACCAGACUUUAUAUGAAAUAUAUAUUUAAUAUCUUAAA